UUUCAGCCCCCAUCGACCACCGGCCAUAUAGCGAUCACUUCAUCCUUUCCUGAAGAGGCAGCCGGCGCACGAUGCGCUGAAACCUGGCCGCACCGGACCAACAUGCCAUAUUAAAGAAUAGAGCUAGAAGCCCGGUAGGAUGCUACUUUCGAGGUAGUUAGACAAUCGGCUGCGGCAUAAUACAUCAUGCCUACCCUCUCCUCUCUCGCCAUCCCCGUCUCCACCUCCGUAUUUCCGCUUCUCUCGCCCUCAGCCAGGGCUUGUAGCGGAAAGAGGUUACCCUCCGCGGCAAAUAUGUCCAAGCAAAAACCCGGCCACGACGUGGCGAUGGCACCCGAUGCCGCUGUAGCAGCGGGUGUCGUGGGUGGUUACGGUGCUCCAAGGCGAGGGCGACGGGGGAGAAGGGGGGGGGGAGGUGGAACGGUGCGUUCGGGACCGGCUGGCGAUCAGAGCUCAAAAGCCUCCAUGUACGCUUUGACACAUGGUUAAUGACGGCAAGACAAUAGUGCCUCGCACGGGAGGACUACUACGUAGAACAAAUAACGAGACAGAAAGAAUCCCAUAAGCGAAUGCUAUUAGCGCGCCUCUAGCUGGCGUUUU
Durotheca rogersii is the source of this 600-nucleotide messenger RNA. RefSeq lists its product as uncharacterized. Lineage: Eukaryota; Fungi; Ascomycota; Sordariomycetes; Xylariales; Xylariaceae. The record is from RefSeq and is a predicted model, not a curated record. The transcript is spliced from 2 exons. Bases 187 to 489 code for a protein of 100 amino acids.